AAACACCGACCGAAAGUUUCAAAAAUAAUAUUCAUUUCAAAAAAAAAAUACUUAUUUUAUUUUUUACUCAUUAAACACCAAUUAAAAUUAUAUAUUAUUGUUUUAUCACAACUUUUGAUAUUAAAUGGAAAAUAUAAAAAUUGCAUCUGUGGAGCACAUUCUUGUAAAAAAGUUUAAUGAAGGUAUGAAUGGGUGUGGUAAGCGCUGCUUAUCUUUAAUUACAGAAGUAGCUGGUGAAACUCAUUUAUCCAUAAAGACAGUUAAAAGCUGGAUUGCUAGGCACAAAGCAAAAAGCCGAAAAUCAGAUGUGGAUUUUAGUGUUAAACAAAAAAGAAAAAAAGUGUCUAUAAAUACUCAGGUGCUAAGGGGGUACGAUUUAUGGAAACAAAACCAGUUAUUGUCAUUGGAAGAUUCAGAUUUUGAUAACAGAAAUUUUUGUUUCAAAAAUCUUGGUCAUAACUGGUCGUUGUUAACAAACAAUGAAAAAGAAAGCUGGAACAAGAAAGCUUUAUUACAAAGAAACAAAUUACUUCCUCUCACUAAAGAAGAAAAAGAAAUUAAAUCUAAAAAGUUGUUAAAACAGUUGAAAAAAGUUGUGGAAGAGUUAGCAAAUAUGGGCAAUGAUGUUGUUGCGGUUACUUGUCUUGCUCAUGGUGGUGCUCCUGUUGUAACUGCAACCGAAAGAGGGUGCCAAUUUUUACUAAAUUCUGAAGAAUUAAACUUUCAGUUUAAAUUUGCUGAAUUUUUGAAAGCUCCAAUAGUCAAUAAGGAAAUGGUUGAAAAAAAUAAAUUAUGUACUAAAGUUGCAGAUAUUUUGAAUAAAAAAUAUGAAAUUAGUCGACUUGCUUUGCCAAAACACUUGCAACAAAGAUUUCGAAAAUGUCAUAUUCCAUACAAGAAAUAUGUUCCCACUAUUAUUAGUGCUCAUGGCUUACCUGAUGGACAGGUUUUAAGAUAUCCAUCAUCAAUGGGAACAGCCUUGUUAGCUAACAUUGUUGAAAAUCAAAAUGAAAUUAAUAUUGUUUUUGACUUGACAAGUUUAUUGCAUAUGGAAUACAAUUCAUUUGAAACACAUUUAUGUUCAACGGAAGUUAAUAGCGACUUAAUCGAGUCUUCUAUGUUUGCUAAUACUGAAUUAUUAUCAACAGAAAUAGAUUGUGAAUUUCAACCAGUGAGAAUAUCAAACUCAAACGUAAACGAAUUAAAUUUGUCAGAUGUUCAGUCUGCUUUUUGUUCUGAUGCAGAACAAGUUGUAAUAACAUCCAAUGAAGUUUGUAUGGAUCACGAUUAUGUUUAGGCGAACUUCCUUCAAUUAAGUAACAAUUUUUAAAUUUUUUUAUUUUAUAAAUGUAUUUUAAUUUUGUUCAAAUCCUCUUCUUUGUCUUGAUUA
Messenger RNA from Hydra vulgaris (swiftwater hydra), 1390 nucleotides. RefSeq lists its product as uncharacterized. Lineage: Eukaryota; Metazoa; Cnidaria; Hydrozoa; Anthoathecata; Hydridae. The record is from RefSeq and is a predicted model, not a curated record.